Cephus cinctus (wheat stem sawfly) is the source of this 1781-nucleotide messenger RNA. RefSeq names its product tetraspanin-7. The record is from RefSeq and is a predicted model, not a curated record. The transcript is spliced from 5 exons. NCBI's taxonomy places the organism in Eukaryota, Metazoa, Arthropoda, Insecta, Hymenoptera, Cephidae. Gene Ontology annotation, cellular component: membrane. The coding region runs from base 283 to 1044 and encodes 253 amino acids.
ACUAGAAUUAACAAGAAAUAUUUUAUUUGAAACUCGAAAAAAUUGAUGGGCCACGUUCAAGACUAAUUGAAUAAGAAAAAAGUAUGUGCCACAGAGGAAUUGAAGAAAUACGAAAGUGAAGGUAGCGCAUGCGCGAACCAGCUCCCAGCCACGCAUGCAACAGUAUCACCAAGCCCGGCGCGAAUCGAUCGGCCAGAGCAGACGAGCUGUUGAAGAUUGUCAUUUCAAAAAGAUCAGGCUCACGUAAUUGACUAAAUCCGUGAUAAGGAGGGAAUCAUAAAAAUGGGAAAACGACUUCAGACUGUGGCGGCUAUGGCCUGCAUGAAGACACUGUUGAUGCUCUUCAAUUUUACAUUUUGGUUUUCGAAUUUUUCAUUUUUAUGUGACUUCACCCAGUGUUCCGGAGUUCUAAUGCUAUGCGUGGGAAUCUGGAUCAGAUAUCAGCUGCGGGAUUACGUUGAUUUAAGUGUUGAGGGUGGUGGCGCAGCAUUGGUAGCACUGGCAAUUCUUGGAGCCAUUGUUGGAUCUGCAGCGACCUUAGCUUGUUGCUGUACAGCACGAGGUCAUCCAGCUCUCCUCUACUUGUAUGGGGCUUUUUUAGCUGUGGUCGCAUUACUUGAACUAGGUGCUGGAGCUUCGAUUUAUGCCUACCGUGAUACUCUUACCGAAGGUUUAAAUGCAGGACUUACGAAGAGUCUGGAAGUAUACGGGGAAAAUCAAACUAAGAGUGCUCAUUUGGAUAUUAUGCAAAAAACUUUGCAUUGCUGUGGCAAUAAAGCUUAUACUGACUGGGUAAACUUGAAACCACCAAAAUCAAUUCCGCCCUCCUGCUGCAGCAUACCCGAAGAAGAAUGCGACACUUCGAAACUUGAGGAUAUUUACACGCAGGGUUGCUACAAUCGUGUUAUCGAUCUGAUCAAUAGUAAUAUUGGUCUCGUAGCCGGAAGUGCAAUUGGAGUUGCUGUUUUUCCACUAAUUGGCGUUUUUCUUGCUUGCUGCUUAGCCACUAACAUUAAUAAAGCUAAGUAUGAGCAGGUGGCUUAAGAGCUUUUACUAAGUACGAAUCAAAUGAACCGACGAGAUGGAUAUUAUACUACGAAGAAGUCUGGAUUUUUUCUUACUGAUGCUAAUGAAAGAUCUAGAUGCGGAAGAUGAUUUUGUCGUCAACGAUAACGAUAACCGUUAUUUUUUAACACUGUUUUAGUUAGUCAUAAUUAUCUUUUUUCUUUCGUUCUCUUAAUUUUAUAUUCACGAUGGAAUUUGGAAUAUUAUACUCUGUUCAUUAUUUUAUACUGAAGCAUUAAAUUAAUUUAUUAUAAAUCUUUUUGUCUCUACUGUGCAAAUCGUGAUUAGAAUGUUGUCUUAUUUAUUAUCCACGUAUCUCGUAUUUUCUUAAUUAACUUAACAAUUAGUAUGGAUAUUUAUUAUAGUUUUAGUAUUAUUAUGCGAAGUUACUUAUGGUACGUCCGAUUUAACGACAAGUCAAUUGCCACUGAUUGCAACAAUAAAGUAUAAAACGAUCUUAUGGUAAAAGAAAAGCUUCAAUUUUUUAUUUCUACUGUUAAUUAUCCAAUAGUUGUCACAAAUAAUUUUUUGUUAUAGUCAUUAUUUUAACGAUUAUUGUCAAAGUGAGAUACCCAAAGCGAGAAUUUACUAUCGAUAGUCUAAAGUAAUUAAAAUUGUCAUUUCUAGGUGUUAGAUAACAAAACAUAAUAAUUUAUCGGUAUAAAUCAAUAUACCAAUCUAAUGUAUAUUUCACAAAUAUAUUUGUUAUAUCAAGA